UUUUUUUGUAUCCUCCUCUGCAAAUUGAAGGGCCGCACGAUUUUAGUGGCAAUAACACUACCUCUCUCUCUCUCUCUCUCUCGAUCCAAAUUCAAAAAAAAAAUUGUUCAUCUUUCUUCUUGCCCAGAAAAAUAAAAUUAAAAUUCACAUUUAAAGUUUCAAUCUUUGAGUUGCCUUUUCAGGGUUCUGUCGGGGAGGAAGUGAAAAAGAUGUUUAGAUCCUCGCCACGGAGAGGACAGAGAUCAAAGGGGUUCAAGGUGAAGCAUUGUAUACAGCUGACUCUGUUGCUUGGCGUUGGGAUAUGGUUGCUUUAUCAAGUGAAGCAUUCUCAUGAGAAGAAGGCUUUGUUUGAAGAGAGUGCGAAGGCUGUUGUUGGUGAGAGAGUUGUGAAGCUUGGGAGGAAAGAUCUUAACCCUGGUGUUGUCGUUGAGGAAGAAGGUGAGAGUUUUAAUGAUAAAGAGGAUGAGACAAGAAAUGAUGAGGUUGGAGAGGAUAAGGAGAAGGAAAGUGAGGGAAGUGGGAAUGAUGAUUCGUCCAAUAGUGAAGAAAGUAGUGAGGUUGAGGUGAAGGAUGAGAAUGGCGGUGCAGAAGAAAGCGAGGAGAGUAAAGAGAAGAAUGAGACUGAGAUUGAAGAGAAUAAAGAAAAUAGCGGAGGUACCGAAGAACGCGAGGAGAGUAUAACUGAGGAGAAGAAAGACAAUGACGGUACAGAAGAGAGUGAGGAGAGUAAAGAGAAGAGUGAUACAGAGGAGAAGAUAGAGGAGGUGACUGAUGAGAGUGAAGGGAAGGAGAAGAAGGAUGGUGAAGGUGAAGAAGCAAGAGAGAAUAAUUACAAGGGAGAUGAUGCUUCUAGUGAGGUGGUUCAUGAGACAGAUGAGAAGACUGGUGAGAAGGUGGAAGUGGAGGAAGACAAGACUGGAGAACCGGAAGACGCUGUUAUUAAGAGUGUUUUGUCGACUGAUAAUGAGGGAAGCAGCAGUGACGAGAAGAACACUGGUUCGUCCUCAGAUGAAAUAAAAUCUGGGGGUGAAUCUAUGGAGAAUAAUGAGAUGGUGGAGAAGGAAGGGUUUAAUGAUUCUAAUGGUGACUUGCCUGAGUCUAAUCAUUCACCAUCUAAUGCAACAGAGACUAAUGAUGAGUCUGAGUCUACUAUAAAGACGGGUGAAGAUGAGACCAGGAAGUCAACAGGAUCUGAAGAUGGAAGUUCUCAAGAAACAAAAAAAGAAGAAGAAGAUGGGAAAGAGAAAGUAGAAUCUUCUGAAGUCUCAUCUCAAAAAGAAAGUAAAGACAAGGAAACAGAGACAAAAGAGAAAGAAGAGUCUUCGUCUCAAGAGGAAAGUAAAGACAAGGAAGCAGAAACAAAAGAGAAAGAAGAGUCUUCAUCUCAAGAGGAAACUAAAGAAGGAGAAACCGAGACAAAAGAGAUGGAAGAGUCUACGUCUCAAGAAGAAUCUAAAGACAAAGAAACCGAGACAAAGGAGAAGCAAGAGUCUUCGUCCCAAGAAGAAACUAAAGACAAAGAAACCGAGGCAAAGGAGAAGGAAGAGUCUACGUCUCAAGAGGAAACUAAAGACAAAGAAGCUGAGACAAAGGAGAAAGAAUUGUCAUCUUCUCAAGAGGAAUCUAAAGACAAUGAAACUGAGACAAAAGAGAAAGAAGCUUCUAUAUUGCAAGAGAAGAAUGAAGACAAGGAAACCGAGAAAGUUGUGAAAGAGGAAGAGUCUUCGUCUCAAGAGGAAGCAAAAGACAAAGAAACGGAGACAAACGAGAAAGAAGAGUCCUCUUCCCAAGAGAAACCAGAAGACAAGGAACCUGAGAAAAUCGAGAAAGAAGAGUCUUCUUCCAAUGAUUCACAGGGAAAUGAAAGUACUGAUAGUGAGAAGAAGGAACAAGUUGAGGAAACUGAGAAACAAGACACAAGUUAUUCCAGCAAAGAAAAUGGCAACACUGAAGAAAAGCAAUCAGAGGAUGCUUCAGAAACUUCACAAACAGAGUCAGACAACAAGAAUGGUGAGAUAGAAGAGGUGGUGAAUCAGAACGAUCAAGAGCAUUCUGAUGCAUCUUCAGACAAUAGCCUUCCUCAAGAAAUGAAAGAUGUCCGUACUGAUCUUGAAACUUUGCCAGAUUCUGGCAAUGGUGGUGGCAACAGUGAUAACGUUGCAGCUGAGUAGUAGAUGUCCUCAUGCUUGAUCAGAUCAUCCCGUUGUUGUUGUUUAGUAGAGAGAGUUUACGAGAUUCAGUUUGUUGUCAUGUAAUUUGUUGUAAUCUUUCUUUUACAUAUUGACUCUAUUUUUUUACAAUCAAAUUCUUGAAAACUUUA
This is a messenger RNA of Brassica oleracea var. oleracea, 2320 nucleotides long. Its product is annotated as myb-like protein X. The record is from RefSeq and is a predicted model, not a curated record. The coding region runs from base 210 to 2171 and encodes 653 amino acids. The transcript has 2 exons. Lineage: Eukaryota; Viridiplantae; Streptophyta; Magnoliopsida; Brassicales; Brassicaceae.